Molecule: messenger RNA, 2289 nt
Organism: Diprion similis
Lineage: Eukaryota; Metazoa; Arthropoda; Insecta; Hymenoptera; Diprionidae
Product: calpain-A-like
Exons: 14
Biological process (GO): proteolysis
Cellular component (GO): cytoplasm
Molecular function (GO): calcium ion binding; calcium-dependent cysteine-type endopeptidase activity
Source: RefSeq, a predicted model, not a curated record
AUGUCGAUGUCUUCGUCGUCUGUUCACACGGCCAUUUGCAAUGUUGGUGAACCCAAUAAGGAGUUUCGAAAAAGGAAUUGCACCUUGCCUGGACUGCCACUUUGCUUUUCUUCUGGUAUCAUAAAUUCCGGGAAUGCUUAUGCCCACUACUCACCAGACAAAAUUUUCAAGUUAGGAGAACUCGGGUCUGGCCUCAGACCGAGAGGGGAUGUGCAGGAUUUUUAUCAACUGAAACAAAAGUGGUUAGCAAGACGAGCGCGUACUGGAGAAUUGUUCGAAGACACGACAUUUUCAAGACCAGAUUCGAUCUAUGCCUGGUAUGCAGAAAAUAAGAUCGUUCAAGGAGUGACGUGGCUACGCCCGAAGGAUAUAGUUGAUCAUCCAAAACUGUUUGUGGAUGGAUUUUCACGAUUCGAUAUUCAGCAGGGGAAGUUCGGUGAUUGUUGGGUUCUAUCAAGUAUUUCUAAUUUAGCGAUGCACCGAGAUAUGUUCCAUCGAGUCGUGCCGGAGGAUCAAAGCUUUGAAGAACGAGAUUAUGCUGGAAUAUUUCAUUUUAGAUUUUGGUACUGCGGAAGAUGGGUGGACGUCGUUAUAGAUGAUUUCCUGCCAACGAAAAGAGGAAAAUUAAUAUGUGUAAAAUCGGGCGAUAAAAACGAAUUCUGGAGCGCAUUGCUCAUAAAAGCUUACGCCAAGCUUUAUGAAUCAUGGGGAGCUCUGAAUGCGGGAUCUCCGAAUGAAGCUAUGGAAGAUCUUACCGGAGGUAUUAUAUCUGCCGCCGCAUUUUACGUUUCCAAUGGAAUAUUUGAUAGUAUGCUCGAAGACACGGGAAAAAAUCAUGCACUCAUAUCAGGUGGAACACCGUGGGAAGCUACGAACGGCUUGAAGGCGAGUCAUGCUUACGCUAUCACGAAAGUCUUGAAAUACAACGGAGUUCGGCUGUUGAGACUAAAAGACCCGUUCGGUGACGAGAUUGAAUGGAAUGGCCCGUGGAGUGACAAUUCGGAAGAGUGGAAAUCCGUUCCUGAUAACGUGAAAGAAGAACUGGGGGUUAAGGUUGACGCCGACACUGACGGUGAAUUCUGGAUGACUUUCGAAGAUUUUCAAAAUCAUUUCAAUUAUGUAUCGACUUGUUAUUUUAACUCGGAUCCUUUGAACAAGGAUGGCAAACGUACAUGGAAAAUGGGUACUUUUGAUGGGGAGUGGGUGCGUGGCGUCACAGCUGGACAUGAUAGCGAUGACGAAUCGGAUAUUCUACACGACUGGAUUAACUUUAUGGAAACUCAUACGCUGAGCAAUAGCAUGGGCUUAUUGAGACCCGUACAGAAUCUACAGUACCAUAUAACUUUGGGACAGCCGGACCAGGGAAGUGAUACCUGCACAGUGAUAGUAUCACUUAUGCAGAAAGAUCAGAGGGUUAACAAAAAUCAUUCCACAAUGCUGGAUUAUAAAUUUCGGAUCUAUCGCAUGGAAAAACCUCACGAAUUACCGAAGCCAUUGGACAGUAAUUUUUUUGAAUCACGGGAAGCAAUAUUCAUUAGCAGUAAAAAAUCUUGGGCAGAUUCACGAAGUUUCGGCUGUCGGGUAGAAUUACCACCUGGGGAUUACUGUAUCACACCAAUUCUUCAUUCGAUAGAUAAGGAAGCGAAAUUCUUGCUUAGAGUCUUUUCUGAAAAUCUGACCAAUAUGGAAGAGUGGGACGAGCAAAUCGGUCAUUGCGUGGAGAAUAGUCAUUCGGUACGUGGUUUGUCGAAAGCUCAGUUGUCGAUGGAUUACAAUGAUAACAAACAAAAAUUAACGAAUUUUGAAAAAUAUGCGAAUGGCGAGUUUGAGGUUGGCUGGAAAGAUUUGAAGGAAGUAUUGCAGAAAGACUUUGGAGAAGAUUUCAGUGAGUAUCAAUGUCGCAGCGUGGUGAGUAUGCUGGAUAAGCUUGACUCCGGUAAAAUUGGAUUCAGAGAGUACCUAGUACUUUGGAAUGACAUUGGAAACUGGAGGACAAUAUUCAAGAAAUAUGACCCAAACGGCGAUGGUCACUUUGGGACGUUCAAAUUGAGGAAAGCUGUGAAAAGUGCCGGAUACACUUUGAAUAAUCUCACGCUGACGAAGCUCGUGCGUCUCUACGAAAGCAAUGUUGGUAAAAUUACGUUCGGGGAUUACGUCAUGUGUGUAUUACAAAUGAAAACGAUGAUUGAUUCGUUUGGAAAGGAUCUGGAUGGGACGAGCACCAAAUCAACUACGUUUGGACUUUGAUCUAUUCAAUGUUGUGAAUUAAAACGCUUUACAGUUUUCUAA